AUGGUGCUUACUCCGGAUGCAGUUGUCAUGGAGAUGGAAAGCAGCUCAGCGUCCACUGGUGGCACUGUUACCAUGGAAAUCCCUAUCGUAGGACCUGCCACAGUGGAGGGAGCAGAGCGUGUUCAGCACCAUGGACAGCAUCGAGCAGCUUUACAGCACAGAAACUAUCGCAUGCUGAUCGUCAUCGGAGAGAUUUCCACCAGCCAUUACCUUGAUGCUGCCAGAAAACAGAUCACACAGGGUUUGCGCUCGUGGAACGUCGAUCUGACGGUUUGUGACCUGAACAAGGAGCUGCAGCUGUUUGAGGCCAGACACACCGCUCAGUUUUCUUCACAGGUUAAAGGCCAGCGGAUUCUCCAGUAUCAGAGUGACGUCCUCGAGACAGUAGUGCUGGUGAACCCAUCAGAGGAGACCGCUGCCUCAGAGAUUCGAUCACUGAUCACCGACUUUGCUGGGAAUAAGUUGCUGAUACUGAGCGGCCAGAGCUCUGAGCAGGGAGGUGACAUCUUACUGCAAAGUGGAGCCUUCACCUGGCAGAACUUCUCUGACAUAAUCUCCAACCCUCAAGUAACUGAACUUCUGUCCAAGGCCUCUUCAGAGCAGCCGUCCAGGCUUACUGUUUCCUGUCAGGGAGACGGGGGCUGGAGCUCCCUGGGCCAAAGCCAGGAGCAGCAGUCACUUCAAAAUCUUUUGGAAUACCGCCUCAACCCUGAACCUAACCUCCCCGACAUGGACGGAGUCACAGAGUUCACCGAGUAUGUCUCAGAGACAGUGGAUGUUCCGUCAUCCUUUGAUCUUCUGGAGCCCCCGACCUCAGGAGGUUUUCUGAAGCUUUCUAAACCCUGCUGCUACAUCUUCCCUGGAGGCAGGGGAGACUCUGCUCUGUUUGCGGUCAACGGAUUUAACAUCCUGGUGGAUGGUGGGUCAGAUCGAAAGUCUUGCUUCUGGAAGCUGGUUCGCCACCUUGACAGGAUUGACUCUGUUCUGCUUACCCACAUUGGUGCAGACAACCUCCCUGGCAUCAAUGGGUUGUUCCAGAGAAAGAUUGCAGAACAAGAAGAGCAGCGUAACCAGGGAUCUGGCUCCAGCAGCAAUGGUGAAUUGAUGAAGAACCUUAUCUCUCCCGAGUUGGGGAUUGUGUUUUUUAAUGUCCCAGAGAAGCUUCGGAUGCCUGAGUCCACGCUGAGAGUGAAGCGAAGCAUUGAGGAAGCAUCUCUUACAUUGCAAUACCUCAACAAGCUUGGUAUCACGCCAGAGCCUCUUCACAGGGUAGUCAGCAACACCAUUGAACCCAUCACACUAUUCCAUAAACUUGGUGUUGGAAAGUUAGACAUGUAUGUCUUAAACCCUGUUAAAGAGAGCAAAGAGAUGCAGUUUCUAAUGCAGAAAUGGGCUGGAAACAGCAAAGCCAAGACAGGGAUUACGAUGGCCAAUGGAAAAGAAGGAGAAAUAUCUGUCCCGUAUUUGACAUCAGUUACCGCUCUCAUUGUUUGGAUUCCUCACCGUCCAACAGAAAAGAUAGUCAGGGUGCUCUUCCCUGGAAAUGCACCGCAGAAUAAAAUCUUUGAAGGCCUUGAAAAACUGAAACACCUGGACUUCCUGCGAUACCCAGUAGCUACCCAAAAAGAUAUAUCAUCAGGUGCACCUCCUCCUAUCAUCAAACAGACCAAAAUGAGAUCAAGAACUGACAGCAAGGAAAGUCUCAAGUCUUCACCGAAACCACACUCUAAAACCACAAAGAAAGAAGCCAGUGGGCAGGAGGAAGAGUCCAAGAGUGACAUUAAUACAGAGAAUAAAGUGGAAAAGACAGAAGAGAAGAAACCCAAAAGUCCAAGUCUAAAAGCCACCAAACAACAGAAAAACAGUGAGUUUGCUCCUGUUGCAGGCAAGUUGGAGAAAAAGAAAGUAUCAAAGGAAAAAACGUCAAAGAACGAGAAAGCUUCCAAGAUGGAUGAAAAAAAAGACAAAGAGAAAAAGGAAGUUAAGAAGGAGAAACGUGAAGUAAAGAAAGAUGAAAAUAAAAAGGAAGUCAAAAAAGAAAGCAAAUUCAAGGAAGACAAAAAGAAGGACCCAAGUAAACCAGAGCUGAGAAAAAUCACUAAACCUGACCUAAAGCCACUCACCCCUGAAGUGAGAAAAACUCUGCAUAAGGCGAAGACUCAGGUUAAGCCAAAGACAGACAAAAAUAAAGCAGUUAAAGAGAAAGCUAAUGAGAAAAAGCCAGUCCCAAAAAACAUUCCUGACGAGAUCGCAGCAGCAGCUUUGGCUGACAGGUCUAUUGUGUCUUCCCCAGAGGACCUCACUGAGGACUUUGAGGCUCUGAAAAAGGAAGUGCGGUCCAAAGUCAAGUCUGAGCCGAUCCAGAAUGAUGUGAUGUUUGGGCACUCAAUGUACGGAGAUACUAAAGUUCCUUCCUUAGUUUUUACUGAAGAUAAAGUCACAUCCCCACACACUGAGAUCAAAUCUGCUUCACCCAAAUCCCCUGUCAACAAAGAUGAAGACAACAAGGACAAGGGCACAUCAGUACAGAUUAAAGCGACUGAGAAGAAGGAAGCAGGCAAUGGGUAUGCCAAGAAGUUUGAAGAGGACAAAAUCGGGAAAUAUGACAAAUAUGACAGCUCAAGAGACAGAUCAAAGAAGAGUGACAGCUCAGAGGAGGAGGGUGAUGUCAUUGAAAAAGCAGACCUUGAAGGAACAGAAGAUGAUGAGGUCCUCAAAUAUAAAACAGAAGAGGCGAAAAAGGGAAAAUCUGUCAAGGAUUGGGACACCAAGCCAACUGAGACAAAACCUUUAUCAACCACAGCCCUAUCUGGACAAGUAACAGCCUCCGUCUCGGAGCAAUUCUCCUUAAUCCAAGACGAGACCAUCCCCGGCUACUCCGAAACUGAACAGACCAUCUCUGAUGAGGAGAUUCAUGAAGAACCAGAUGAUAGGAUCCCACAGCUGCGUUAUGAUGUGGGGUCCUAUGACGUCUCUGUCCCUGACGUCCCUGGUACCUUUGACUCCAUGCAUGGUAUGAAAGAGAUGAAGUUCUCCGCCCUGUCUGAUGUCAAACCUAAAGCCUUCCUGGGGGGUCACGAGCAUGAGCUUGCACAUUACCCUGCCAUCAUUGCUGCUCCUCUUGCAGAAGAAGAGCACAUCUCCUCUGCAACAUCCAUCACAGAAUAUGACAAAUUGUCAUCCUUUGCUACGUCCGUAGCUGAGGACCAGUCGAUAGCCUCUGUGACAGCACCUCAGAACGAGGAGGCUGGGAGGAACUCUCUCCUGCUGGACACAAUGAACAGUAUCCCCUCACGCGCUCAUGGCAAAGAUUAUCUCCACUCAGCAGGAACCAUCUCACCCACCUCCUCUCUGGAGGACGACAAGUGCUUCAAGUCUCCUUCCUCUGAUGAAUACCAGCCCAACAUUCCUGAAAUGGAAACUGAUGCGAAGAUCAAAUCAGUCCAUGAAGAGGAAGAUGAUGAGGAGGACGAGGAUGAGGACCAGACUCCAAACGUUGACAUCCCUCUGGGUAAACUGCAAGAGGGCUAUGAACAUGCAGCCUUCAAGAUGCUCCAGGAGAAGGAGAAAUCUCCCUCUGCCACUUUUUCUCCUCCUCCCCCUCCCUUCUCUACCAUGCAGUACUCUACCACACAGGCUGUGAAAUAUAACCAGUCCCUUUCUAAAGGAUUUAAGACUGGGGAAGAUAUUAAGCCUGUUUCACCCCCUCCAUCUUUCUCCCCUAGGUUAGAUUUAGAGUCCCACUCCAGGCAGGAGAGUGAGGAAAGAUGUUUGAGUCCAGAUGACUCUACCAUGAAGCUGGCUUCACCCACACAGUCUGUGCCUACGAGCAGUGGCUACUCUCCGACAGAAGAUAAAUCUUUUAAGACACAAGAAAAAUAUGUUAAAACUGACACCCAGAAAUCAGCCAUUAUCUCAGCUGGGGACAAGACAGUGUCAGCAUCUGAAGAGUCUGAAGAUUCUGAAGAAUCACCUGAAGACAAUGAGGAAGACUUUUUCGCCAAAAAUAAUCUACAGCCCGCUGUUAAGGCCAAGAUUAUGGAGGCAAAAGAAGGGUGCUUCUUGGACGACGACUUCGCCUCUGAGGCAAAAUCUGCAAAGACAGAAACUGAAGUCAAGACGUCGGACAAGACACAGGUGGCAUUCAGCACAGAGGUGAAACCCAAACCUCAAGUGAUGUACACUGAUGAAGAUGAGGAUGACAAUGAUGAUGAUAUCCCAAGUAGGAUAGGAUCAAAUAAGCCCUUACCAGCAGAUCAAAGCAAAGUAGAAAAUGAAGGUACAGAGAAAACUGAUUCUAAAGAUUCUGAGAAAAAUGUUCAUUUCAGUCUCUACAACUUUCCAGAGAAGGAGAGCAAAGAAAAGGCAAUAUAUAUAAGACAGGACACACCCUAUGUGCAUGGCAAAACAUUCUCUUACGGGGACAUUUACGGCUCAGUGGACUCUGAUUCAUAUAACCAGGAUUCCUUAGAUAAAGUUGACAAGGACACGGCACAGAUUGAAAUAGAUGCCAAUAAACCCCAGGCGCCAUCACCGGUAACAUCUACGGACAAGAUGUCAGAGAAGGGGGGAUUCACCGAUUCUCUGGGAAAGGAUUCCUCCCCUUCGUGGCUCGACUCCAAGAGUACUUCUGCUAAACCUCCAUUUGAAGAGGUAAAAGGAAAGGCGACCUUUGAAUACAACACAGGAAGCCGAUUCCCUUCAGUGGCUGAUAGACCCGAGGCCUCGUCCACGUCUCUAUCAUCAGAAAAAGGUGCCUCUUUUAAAAGCCAGACUGACGGCACAAAGCCCCAGACGUACUCCUCAAUGACAGCCUUUGAAACUGACAAACCUGCCGCCACAGGUUACGGUGAGAAAGGAGCAGGCUUGGAGAUUGAUAUGCGAAAACUAACUGCAAGGGAUGAGGAGGACUAUGAUGAUGAUGAAGUUGCAGAUGAAUACGACGAGGAAGACGAAGAGGACGAGGACGAGGAGGACGAAGACGAAUGUGCUGUCGAUUCUGAUAUGGAGAAAGGUGCCAAAGAGAGGUCUGAAAAGGAAAUAAAGAGUCCAGUCAGUGAAAUGUUUGGCUCAAAUAGGCCUGAAUUUAUGGUUUCAAUGGCUGGGUACGGUUAUAACAGCCAGGGGAAGACUGAAAAGGAGGUUAAGAGUCCAGUCAGUGAAAUGUUUGGCUCAAAUAGGCCUGAAUGUAUGGUUUCUAUGGCUGGGUACGGUUAUAACAGCCAGGGGAAGACUGAAAAGGAGGUAAAGAGUCCAGUCAGUGAAAUGUUUGGCUCAAAUAGGCCUGAAUUUAUGGUUUCUAUGGCUGGGUACGGUUAUAACAGCCAGGGGAAGACUGAAAAGGAGGUCAAGAGUCCAGUCAGUGAAAUGUUUGGCUCAAAUAGGCCUGAAUUUAUGGUUUCAAUGGCGGGGUACGGUUAUAACAGCCAGGGGAAGACUGAAAAGGAGGGAAAGAGUCCAGUCAGUGAAAUGUUUGGCUCAAAUAGGCCUGAAUUUAUGGUUUCAAUGGCGGGGUACGGUUAUAACAGCCAGGGGAAGCCGAGCAGCCCCCCUUCAAUUAAAAAGGCUGAAAACAAAGCUCAGAUUGACUCCUCAUCCAGUGGAAAGCCAAUGGAUUUAGGAGCUACAGGUUUCUCUGGCUCCUCCUCAGGGUUUGAGUACUCAUAUGGAAAAGUUGAGAAAGACUCAUUUGUAUCAAGUCACACAGACAAAGGUAAAGAGGAUCUCACGUUGAAAUCAGCAGAGGACAGUUAUUACCAGAGUGACAGGGCUGAUCCCGAUUUUGAGAAACAGAAAACACCAGACCUUCUGAGCAAGAAAUCCCUGGACUCAAACUUCCAGUACACAACAACUGCUGGCCCUGGGUACUCCUCUUCUUCGGCCUACAGCUACUCCUCCUCCACCUCAGGCUCCCUUUCCACCAGCCGCCAGUUCGGAGAGGAGCUGGAGACUCCUGCCGAACCUCUUUUUGAGUACUCCUCUUUUAAAGAUGAACACUCACUUGCCAUGGAUUCUCCAUUGUCCGGCUCCACUGGUGCUAAAGACGACUAUCUAGAAGUUUCUGAAAGACACAUCACAGCUACAACCACGGCUGAGUCUACCCGUUUCUCACCUCACAGCCCAUUUGAGGAGGUCAAAUCUUUCCCCUCACAUUCGUCCACUGCCUUUGCAGGGGACAAGAAGGAGCAUACCGCUUCUUUAGGUGGCCUUAUGGACAAGGGGCCUCAAUCUGACUGUUUCUAUAAGCCGGAAUGGUCUCAAGGGUCGAAGCCAGACACAGCUGUUGGAUUCAAGGCCUCGGCAGGACCGUUUGCUCAACCUGCAGAGCUAUCCAAGGACAAAGAGGCAGCCAGUGCUGCUCUUUUUGGUGUUACUUCCUCACCACGCCCAGACAUAGAAGGCAAGCAUUACUUUGAGGAGACGGACAGCAGUGAAGAAGAAGAAGAUGAGGACGCGUACAUGCGCGAGAUGACUCGAAAGUCUCCUUCUAGUGGCCCGGUUGGUGGCCUCUCAUUUACAGACAAGCCUGUUCUUCCAGCUGCAAGUGAAAAGACAGCUGGUGCAAUCCCUGAGGUUCUUGGGUCCUACAUGCCCUCACCCUUCCAAGUCAGCAAGCCAGACACAACAAACGGACCCACAGAGGUCAGCUUGAGCACCACCCUACCUGCUGGAGCGGAAUCCAGUGGUGCAUCUUCAGGACCUGCUAAGGUGGAACUCAAAGUUGGAGCUGCAGCUUACAAGAGCUCUUUCGAGUGGGAGAUGUCACAGCCACAGAUGGGAAUGGUGCCCGGAGACUCCCCUCCCCAUUACCGUGAUGAAGAUGAGUUUGAAGAGGAGUGUGAGAUGGAGCCAGAGCACCCUGUUCGCCCACUGUCACUCUCUUCAACUGAUCAGCCGUUUCACUCUCCGUUCUACGCUGAAGAGUGCAGCCGAGGAGGCCAGGAUGACGACGAUGAUGACAGCGAUGAGGACCUUGCUGGCGAUGUGCCCAUGGGAGCCACCUCCUCCUAUACCAGCCGCAGCUCCCCCGGAUAUUCUUCCUCCGAGUACAGGCAGGCAAAACAUGACCUCUCACCUUCCUUCAUCAACCCAUGCAUGCGUCAUGUAUCCAGCGAUGAGGAUGAUGAGGAGCAUGGCCGCAGAAGUGACCAAUCGCAGGAGGCCGAUGAGAAUGAUUUGUCGGUCAAGAGUCGGGCUCACAAACAGCCGUCACACAGCAGGGAGAGCAGCUCCCUGCACCAAGCUGGUGGCAUGUCAGCAGGGCUGGGUCUGGCCACAGAGGACACACCACCAACCUCUGUCAGCGAGUCUUCAGGGUCUCAGUCAGACUCUGAUGGGCCUCCAGGCACUGAGGAAUACCCCACAGUCGCCGGUGAGGGCAACAUGGACUCUGAUGAAGAUGCAGACUAUAUGCCUGUUGAUAAAUUAUCGGCCACGGGAGGGGGCAGCCAUCAUUCCUCUAGGAGGAGCACUGACCCUCCUCCUGCUCCCGUCAUGGACCCAUGCCCUCACCCCCCACGUCCAGACGUUUGCAUGGUUGAUCCUGACACUUUGGAUAAUGGCUUGGUUAAGAAAGAGCCAAAAGUCAAGAGCUUGAAAAAGACUUCGGGUAAAACCAAGUCAGCAUCCCCGGCCAGGCGCAAGAAGUCUCCCAUGCCAGUCAAACAGACGGCAUCCCCUCGUACCGCCUCACUGAAGAAGAAGGAGUCAGACAAAAGCUCACGUAUGUCCCGCCUGUCUGACGGACAGGGCUCCAAAGAUGAUGACCUCUCCAGGUCGAGCUACAACCCUGGCAAGAGCCUGACUAACGGUGUCAAGAGCAGUUCAGGCUCUCAGAAGUCUGGCUCUGCAGCUGCUUCUGGCCUUCCUAUUUAUGUGGACUUGGCCUACAUUCCAAACCACUGCAGUGCCAAGAAUGUGGACCAAGAGUUUUUCAAACGCAUUCGCUCUGCGUACUAUGUGGUCAGCGGGAACGAUACAGCAAGUGGUGAACCAAGCCGGGGAGUCCUCGAUGCACUGCUUGAUGGCAAAGCUCAGUGGGGUUCAAACCUCCAGGUCACGCUGAUCCCCACCCAUGACACAGAGGUGACCCGUGACUGGUACCAGCAGACUCAUGAGAGGCAGCAGGAACUCAACAUCAUGGUCCUGGCCUCCAGCAGCACCGUUGUUAUGCAGGACGAGUCUUUCCCCGCCUGCAAGAUCGAGUUUUAAGACCCUCGUUUCCCUCUCUCCCUCCUCCUGGCCUCCCCAGUGUAGAUCUGGUUUUAAUUGCUCUUCUCUAUAGCCUGAUAUGCAACUCUGCCUCUGCUUUGGGCACUUAACCAAAAGCAGAAACAGACCUGGAUAACUGUCUAUGUUUUUCUAGAUUUGUAUUUAUUUAUAAGCUUGUUGUGGCUAUCAGCAUUUGUAUUACAAUGGUAGUUUUCUGACUGUGUCCUCCACUACAAUAUUAUUAUUUCUCAGGCCUAUGAAUGGGAGAGUUUUUUUCUGUUCCUUUACAUAUCUUUUUACCAAACCCUGUGAGACAAUGACGUCUUUAUUGGCUCAGAAAAAAUGCCCAUUGUAAAAAGAAAAAGAGAAUCAUAUAGGAAACAACGUAAAUUAACAAUCGGUUGCUUGUCUUCUAAUUGGCCUAAACGAAAGCACAAGUUUGCACACCUUAAAAGCCAGCAACAAAAUCGAGUGCAUCGUGGACAAAACGUCGAGCCUUUCUCAAUGUGAUCAAUUGAAUCGAAAGUCAUUAUUACAGGCUACUUGUGAUUAGCUUUCCCUAACUUUACUCUAUAUUCCCGUUCAACUUUCUUCUAAAACAAUGGCAGUCCCAGUGUUGAACUUUGUGCCUCCUGACAUAGUGCGAUAGAACACGUUCAAUCUGUCUUUUGAGUAUAUUAGCCGUAGCGUAGGGAAAAGCAUAUUAAAAAAUCUGUAUUGUAGUGAUAUUUCUACGGUAAACUCAAAGUGAAAAUCAAUCUUUAAAGUACGAUUUUCUCGGUGGCUGUUAUUUGUUACGGUAGAUCUGGAGAAAAACAUUUCUCUCUAUAAUUGUUUCCGUAGUCUUUGGUGUAUUCUUUCAGUGUAUUUCCAGUUAACACGUUGUUGCAGAGGAUCAUGAGGAGAACUGAAGGCAGAUGCGGUGAAACGAGUACAAAUUCAUCAUCCUGAUCUUUGGAUUCUGCCCGUUUAUCUCUUAACAUAUAAAACAGCGCUCAAGCUUAGAGGAAGGUUGAUGAACCUUAUAUCUGUUGCUGCGCCUCAAAGAUCUUUAAAGCUGUGUUAAAGAACGUCGAAUGUAUUCCACUACAACAUUAGGAACAUGUGGUUGCGAGGAGAGAUUGUGUUUGCCUGGUGAACAAAGGUGGUCGGUUUGCUUGAUGGUUAGAGGUUGGACUGUCACCCACAUGUGCCUUUCUGUCCUGCUUUGCUGGAACGGGGAAAUGAAAUGUGGUUUUUCGUCGUAGAAAUUAAAAAAAGGUAUGUCCGGUGCGUCCACGGCUCUGCGGCCGAAGCUUCGGCGAGCUGGUCUCCUCUGUUGUCGUAAGUUUUUGUCGGUGAGAACAUCAUUGCACAAAACAAGGUCAAGAGUUGUACAUAUUGAGCAUAAAAUGGCACUUUUAAGAGCACCGCCAUGGUGCGUUUUAGAUUUCCUGCAGCUGCCACUCGAAAAAGCACAACCAGUAACCAGUGUGCAAAACUUUAAGCAUUCUUAAAUUAAGCAACACAUAAUAACAGCAUUUGCAAAGAAAAAAUUGGCAGUUUUAGUUUUUUUCUGGUUACUUUUAAUUAUCGUAGAAAAGAGUUUGCUAAAUUACUUUUUAGAAAAAAAAACACCUUGUUUUCUUAAAAUUGUCAACAUUUAACUAACAUUUUAACUUCCAGUGGCAAAUCAGUGGAUGUUUUUAAGUUACACUUAAUUAACUUAUUAUAUAUAUAUAUAUAUAUAAAUAUAGGUGCUUUUAUUUGAUAUUGAUGAUUUUAAAUUUUGAUAGGUUUUAAGUACUUUUUAACAAAUCUUAACUACCCAACAAAACUCAAGGACCAACACGUAUCACCAGGGUUGCUCUUUUAUGAUCCACAUUACAGAUCAGAUAUUCCCCUGUAUGAUAUGUUGUCCCCUCGAUGCAUGGACACAGAAGCAUGUACAUAAAGGCGAUAGCUCUUUAACAAGCAGGGGGCCCUCAGCGGCUCCAGUCGAUUUGAAUGUGAAGAUGCAGAUUUACCUUUACGUUCUCCGUGGAGGACUUUGAUCUCCUGGCUGCCUUGGUUACUGUGCAUCAUGUGGUACAUCUGACUCAUCGCUCACGCCGGGCGGUAGCAACCGUACUGUUGUAGCCUGCAAUACAUCUGGACUUUGUGCAGGGCAAAAACCUGUUUCUUUAUUUAGAUGACACACAUUAUGAUUUUCUGUCCUAAAUGAUAAAAAUAAGAAAUACUCAGUGCUGAUUUAAAAAGGUCCAUUAACAGCGUCUUUGAUAAAAGAGGGUCAAUGCAUUCCUGUUUAAUACUGCAUCACUGUAAAGGUUAAUAAUAACAAACGAACACUACUCAUAUGAGCAGACACUCAAAACCCAAACUGCCAGACACUCAUAUCAAUACAUUUAUAUCUAUAAAAGGAUUUCCUAUUACUCACACCUUUUUCCAGACAAUGCUUAAAAUACACUCACAGCUGCAUUUUCGUAUCGUGCAACAAAAAAUAAGAAAAUAUAAAUAUCUGUGGGCAUUCAAACUUGUUUGCCGUGAAACAAAUCAUCAUAAAGACUGUUGGAUUUCAGUGAGCCCUGCUUGUACGUGCAUGUGUAACUUUUGAGUUCUCCUGUAAUGUAAUAGCUGAUGAAAAAAUGCGACUUACCAUAGAAAUGCUAUUUUAAAAGAUGUAUAUUAAAGAAGUUAAGCUGUGUGGAACUAAGGAGGCACAUGUAACCCUGGCUGUGCAGAAAAGAAAGCCUUGUGAUCGUUUAUUUUUCUCCUUUCUGCUUCAUCUCUUGUUUUAAGUGCAAUAUUAUCUUUAUCUUUAAAUGCUUAAAAAAAGUUAAAAUAGAAAAACUGAUUUAUUGUUGAAAAGGGAAAAAGUGUGGUGAAGACCAAUAAAAACAUCAUUUACUGAAGAA
This is a messenger RNA of Trematomus bernacchii (emerald rockcod), 11105 nucleotides long. RefSeq names its product microtubule-associated protein 1Aa (gene map1aa). The transcript has 7 exons. Bases 1 to 8211 code for a protein of 2736 amino acids. The record is from RefSeq and is a predicted model, not a curated record. Gene Ontology annotation, biological process: microtubule cytoskeleton organization; axonogenesis; dendrite development. Gene Ontology annotation, cellular component: cytosol; neuronal cell body; synapse. Gene Ontology annotation, molecular function: microtubule binding; actin binding. Lineage: Eukaryota; Metazoa; Chordata; Actinopteri; Perciformes; Nototheniidae.